Molecule: messenger RNA, 1885 nt
Organism: Aspergillus wentii DTO 134E9
Lineage: Eukaryota; Fungi; Ascomycota; Eurotiomycetes; Eurotiales; Aspergillaceae
Product: putative 2-methylcitrate dehydratase
Exons: 4
Coding region: 97-1764 (555 amino acids)
Cellular component (GO): mitochondrion
Molecular function (GO): 2-methylcitrate dehydratase activity; 2 iron, 2 sulfur cluster binding
Source: RefSeq, a predicted model, not a curated record
ACCUCUGGCCAGGCGACAUCUUCUCCCUCUCCCUACUCCUCAAUUCCUGUUCAUCUUUGUUCCUGGGUAUUGCAGCUUCUUCCUUUUGUUUUCAUAAUGUCUGCCUCUUGUUCGGCGUUGAGACGGCUGACCCACAGGUCUCCCCGCACUUUCCAGUCCCGCAUUGCCUCCGUCUCCAGACCUUCGUCUUUCAUCGCUCUCAACACUUGCAAGACAGUGACUUCUGUUGUCCCUCGUGUAUCACGCUUCUCAACCAUGUCUUCCCUUCAAAGUGCUGCUCCCCCUGCUCCGGCAGACAAGUCCUAUGAUCCUGAGAUCAAGGACAUGGCUGACUACAUCCACAACUACGAUGUGAAGUCUGACUUGGCGUACGACACCGCUCGUCUGGUGUUCCUCGAUACUCUGGGAUGUGGACUGGAAGCCUUGAAAUUCAAGGAGUGUGCGAAACUUCUUGGCCCUGUGGUCGACGGAACUGUGGUCCCCAAUGGUACUCGCGUGCCUGGUACUCCUUACCAGCUUGACCCCGUCAACGGUGCGUUUAACAUCGGUGCUAUGAUUCGCUGGUUAGACUACAACGACUGCUGGUUGGCCGCUGAAUGGGGCCACCCCUCGGACAACUUGGGCGGUAUCCUUGCUGUUGCUGACUGGAUCUCUCGUACCAACCGUGCUGGUGGAAACUUGGGCAAUGGCAAGAUCUUGACCGUCAAGGACGUUCUCGAGGCCAUGAUCAAGGCCCACGAAAUCCAGGGUGUUCUGGCUCUGGAGAACUCGUACAACAAGGUCGGAUUGGACCACGUUGUGCUGGUUAAGGUGGCUACAACUGCUGUGGUCUCCAAGAUGCUCGGACUCAAUGAGAAGCAGACCGCGGAUGCGAUCACCCAGGCCUGGGUGGACGGUCAGAGUCUCCGAACCUACAGACACUCUCCUAACACCAUGUCGAGAAAGUCGUGGGCUGCUGGUGAUGCUUGCCAGCGUGCUGUCAACCUCGUCCUGAAGGUGCAGAAGGGCGAGGGUGGAUUGCACACUGUGCUGUCUGCUCCUGGCUGGGGUUUCUAUGACGUCCUGUUCAAGGGCAAGAAGUUCCAGUUCCAGCGCCCAUAUGGAAGCUACGUCAUGGAGAAUGUUCUCUUCAAGGUUUCCUACCCUGCCGAGUUCCACUCCCAGACUGCCAUCGAGGCCGCUCAGAUCGUUAACAAGAAGCUCGCGGCGCUGGGCAAGACCGCCAAGGACAUCAAGGAGAUCACCAACCGCACUCACGAGGCUUGUGUCCGUAUCAUUGACAAGCAGUUCAAGGCUAUGGACAACUUUGCCGACCGUGACCACUGUGUCCAGUACAUGGUUGGAACCAUGUUGGUCUUCAACCGCCUCACUGCCAGCGACUAUGCCGAUGGCUCGGAGGCUGCCACUUCGCCGCUCCUGGAGGACCUCCGUAAGCGCAUCCGCUGCGUUGAGGACGAGGCAUUCACCAAGGACUACCACGACCCAUCCAAGCGUACCAUCCCCAACGCUCUCACCGUCACCCUGAACGAUGGCACAGUCCUCGACGAGGUGGUUGUUGAGGCUCCUCUUGGCCACCGUCUGAGACGUGAGGAGGCCAAGCCCGAGAUCUUGGACAAGUACAAGCGUCACUUGCAAGCCCACUUUGACCAGGCCCGCAUUGAUGAACUGUACAACCUGGGCUUGGACAGAACCGCUCUCGAGAACACCGAGGUGGACAAGUAUGUUGACUUGUAUGUCAAGGACAAGUUGGUCGCUUCUUCCUAAGGGUUUGAUGCAAGACAAUAUUAGAUUGUAUUGAUUUCAUCAUGUUAUAAAUUAUGAGCGAUAUCUCAUUCAGUGACACAAUAUAAUUAAUUGAAUGAAAGUGCUGUAAAAAUAGUCGGGU